Messenger RNA from Diaporthe batatas, 3338 nucleotides. RefSeq lists its product as uncharacterized. The record is from RefSeq and is a predicted model, not a curated record. Lineage: Eukaryota; Fungi; Ascomycota; Sordariomycetes; Diaporthales; Diaporthaceae. Gene Ontology annotation, biological process: positive regulation of transcription from RNA polymerase II promoter by galactose; DNA-templated transcription. Gene Ontology annotation, cellular component: nucleus. The coding region runs from base 54 to 2825 and encodes 923 amino acids. Gene Ontology annotation, molecular function: DNA-binding transcription factor activity, RNA polymerase II-specific; RNA polymerase II cis-regulatory region sequence-specific DNA binding; zinc ion binding. The transcript has 5 exons.
CUCACUUCUUCGAUCAUGAGAAUAACAAUGAGGGCACAUCAGGAAUCAAGAAGAUGGAGCAUCUGGAAACCCAGGUCAGCGACCUUCGAUCUUUCCUUCCAGGAGCUGUCCCCUCGGCCGCACCGACAUCGACAACGACACCCAAUGCCAACUCGAGGCCUGCAGCACACAUGGCUGGAGUCGUAAUAGGCCCAGGCGCUUCGACCGCCGCCACCACUCCACGUCAUCCCAGCCAGAGCGCUGGGUCGUCUGUUUCCGCCGUCGGAAGCAAUUCCGCACACCCAUCACCCCUCGCCUUUGCUGCCAACCACAACCCCCAGCCCGCAAGAAAUCACGGUGCUUCUGUCUCGACCCCUGGCCCUGUGUCAGCGCAUCGCUCUCAUGCAAAUGGCGGUGGUGCUGGCGGUGGAGGAGGAGGAGGAAACGGUGGCGUCGCCGCCACUGCCGGGGCGAAGCGGAAGCUCAACGACAACGCCAGCGACGACUCCUCGCAGAGACAGCAGAGGAGCAAGAGGAACAGGUACAUCUCCAUCGCUUGUAACGAGUGCAAGCGGCGCAAGAUCAAGUGCAAUGGCGAGACGCCGUGCCAGCGCUGCGGCAACCUCAACCUCGCCUGCCAGUAUGCGCCCAACUGCUGCUCCAACAACUUCAAGGACUCGGACGAGUUCAGGGAAAUGAGAGACAAUGUCGCCCGACUGCAGGAGCAGGUUGACACCCUGUUUCAGUCCAUGAACGCCCUCAAGCAGGAAACACUGCACCUCGCCCCAAUCCAUGACCGGGCCCUGCCCUUCCCGAACAGCGCUGCCGUCACUCCUUCCCCGUCCACAGCAACCAUGUCCUCCGUCCACAGGCAGGACCUGCCGCCGCCCCGGGCCCCGCUCCUUUUCCGUGGCCCGACGAGUGCCUCCUUCACCGUCGAUCUUGCUAAGAACUCGCUGCGACAGAUGAGGCAAGAAGGGAAGUUGCCGCACAUGGACCUUGCUGCCGCCGAAGGACUCGAGGACAACGCGGUCAUGAUCGAGGACUCACCUGCCCCAUCGCCCUACCAGACCUGGCCCUCAGCUGCCGAAAUGCCUCGGGGUCGUGCGCGAGAUCCCCUGUGGAACUUCGACAAGAAGGAGAUGGUACGCCUGUGCAGGCUCCACCAGGAGGAAGUCGGCAUCAUGUACCCCGUCCUCAAUAUCAACAAUGUCGUGAGCCAUGCCGUUUUUCUGUGCGAUUGGAUGGAGGCCAGCAGCAAGAAUGGGCUCGCUCCACACGGCAUUGGCCAAGACGAAGGCAUCAACAACAUCCACACGCUGGAACUCAAGAUCAUCAUGUGCAUCGGCCUGGUGGUCGAAGGGCAGGGCUACAGCCCCAAGGCCAUCCAGCUGUGGGACAGCAUGCAGCCUACGGUAGACCGGAUGCUCAUGAGCGACCAGAGCAAGAUAACGAACCUGCCCUUCUUGGCCCUCGUCGGCGGCUACAGAUUCCUCUCCAACGAUGAGACUCUAGCGUGGAGGGUGAUGGGCCAGGUCACUCGCCUGUGCUUUGAGCUUGGCAUUCACAGGAGGGACGUCAUCGACGCCAUGGGCAAUGACCAAGACCGCAGGAACGCCAUCAACACGUUCUGGUCGGCAUACGUGCUGGAUCGUCGGUGGAGUUUUGGCGUCGGGCUUCCUUUCGUCGUUCACGACGACAAAAUAGACCCGCAUCUUCCGUGGCCUGAUGAAUUCCCGUACCUCGUAUCCAUGGUCACUUUCUCCAGGGUGUGUGCCAAGGUCUGGAAGCUUGUGGACUUCUUCGAUCCUACCAUCAUGCGUCAGAUAGAGCGCGCUCAAUUUGAGGAGCUGGACAAAGAGAUACUGGAUUGGUACGAGAAAUCGGUCCCGGAGGGAAUCAAGAUCGACGGACUCACGGCUCAUGUACCUAUACCGGGCACUCCUACCUACGACAAUGAUCGUCUCCAAAUCUGGACACGAUUGAGACUGAACCAGAUUCGCAUCUGGCUGUAUACACCCAUCCUCCAUUCGUCAACAAGCAUCUCCAACAACCUUGAUCUUGCCCAGCGUGUCGUCGACCUUGCGAAGGAAACAAUACACUGUCUUAGUAUUCUGAACACGCACGCCGAUGUCUACCGCCGUAUCCAGGUAUUCUACAACCACUUCCUGACCUCGGCGAUUGCCUGUCUUUUUCUCGCAUCGGCCCACCGUCCCGGCGACUUGAGUGACCAGUGUCGGGACCCGUUCAACAUGUCCAUGGGGCUCAUUGAGGACAUUUCAUCCAAGAGCCAUGUUAGCCAGAGGCUGUGGCAGACAAUGGAGACAUUGAAGACAUAUGCGCCUUUUGUGGGCCUUGCCGACAAGACCGAUGAUCGACGGGGUCGGCAGAAGGAACAAUUGGCGAUGGCGGGGAUGGCGCGAAUGUCCCGCGGGGGGCAGCCCCCCUUUGACGUCCUGUCAUCCUCUGACCGCCACGGCUCCAUCAGUAGCACCAGUGCCGGCCAGCGGGCGUCACCGAGCCCCGGGUUCAUAGCUGGGUUUAGCGGACCCACUCAACCGCCGAGCCGGAUGGGCAGCCUCACGCCGCAUGCCGGAGGGGCUUCGCCGUACAACGGGGCACCUAGCGGCGCAGCGGGCCACGGCGGCCUGUCCUCGGGUGGCGAGGACGCGAAGAACGGACUGCGCCUGCGCAACGAGAUGUCGAGGGUGUACGAAGCACUGUCGAACGGCCUGGGUCCCGGCGACGACUUCUUCGCCGGGAGCCCCAUUGAGUACCCUGACAGCGGGCAGUUCAUGCCCAAUGCUGAACACGGCGUUUUUCAGCGCAUGAAGAAGAUGUUUUAGGUGGACAUGUAUACACACGCUCCUCCACUCCGGUGCGGGAUUGAUUUAGCAAGCCAUAUAUUAUUAUUUUGGAAUGCAAAGUUUGAGGCAUCUUUUGUCAGAUAUCAUGGCGGAGAAAGGUCUGAUCAAUAUAUCAUGUAUGAUAGGGUUGAAUGCGUGCAAGCUGCUACGGUCUUCCUCGACGCCAUGGGUCGAAGAUCAGCGUAGCUCACGAACAACCAAGGUCAUAUUUGCAGCGGCAGGACUGGAUACUGCUGCGGACUGUGGAAGAUGCAUUUUCAAGCAUAUUGAAGAGGUUGAUGAUCGUUGGAGCAAGCCUCAUGGGUGAGAGGAGCCCAAACAAGCCUUGAGCCCUUUGUUGAUCCUACCUAGGUACUGUGUCCCCCUGAGUGCUCUUUCAUCCUUUUGAUUUUAAUUUUGAAUCACAUUAAAAGGUGGUGAUGUAUACUAGUUUGGGAGAAAGUUUACAUUUGAAAGCGUAUACACGGACUUACCUACUGGGAGAAGAAAAAA